AUGAUGGACAUAGGAACAAGAAGUAUUUUCUCAGAAGAACAUGAUAUGUUUAGGAACUCUGUGAGGAGGUUUAUGCAAGAAGAAGUGUUGCCAAAUCAUGGUCAAUGGGAAAAAGACGGCAAUGUUAGCAAAGAAGUUUGGCUUAAAGCUGGAGAAAAUGGUUUAUUAGGUGUAAAUACACCAGCUGAAUUAGGUGGUGUUGGUGGUGAUUUCCUAAUGACAAACAUAACAUGGGAGGAACAAAUGUAUGUUAAUUGUACUGGUCCUGGGUUUACUCUCCAUUCAGACAUAGUUAUGCCAUAUAUCACACAUUAUGGUACAAAAGAGCAAAUUGAAAAAUUCAUUCCUAAAAUGACAUCUGGAGAAUGGAUUGGAGCUAUUGGCAUGACAGAACCAAGUGCUGGAAGUGAUCUUCAAGGUAUUCGUACAAAUGCAAAAAAAGAUGGAGAUGAUUAUAUUCUAAAUGGUAGCAAAGUUUUUAUAACAAAUGGUUACAUGUCUGAUGUGUGUAUUGUUGUAGCAAUAACAAAUACAGAAGCUAAAUCAGUUGCUCAUGGUAUAAGUCUGUUUUUGGUUGAAGCAUCAAUGCCAGGCUUCAUCAAAGGAAAAAAAUUACAGAAGAUUGGUUUAAAAGCCCAAGAUACAGCUGAACUGUUUUUUGAAGACGUCCGCUUACCAAAGAGUGCUCUAUUAGGAGAAGAAAAUAAAGGUUUCUAUUAUUUGAUGAACGAACUACCUCAGGAAAGAUUACUGAUUGCUUCCAUGGGUCAGGCAAAUAAUGAAUGGAUGUUUGAAGAAACACGUACGUAUGUCAAAAAUAGAAAAGCUUUUGGCAAAACCUUGUCAAAAUUACAAACAAUUCAGCAUAAAUUAGCAGAAUUGAAAACUGAAAUUUGUGUUGGUAGAGCCUUUAUUGACCAAUGUCUGAAAACACAUAGUCAGAGGGGACUUGACUCCUCAACAGCAUCUAUGGCUAAAUAUUGGAUUACUGAUUUACAAAAUAAGGUUGCUACAGAAUGUGUUCAACUCCAUGGAGGAUGGGGAUACAUGUUGGAAUAUCCCAUUUCUAAAGCAUUCCUUGAUGCCAGAGUACAACCAAUAUAUGGAGGUAGCAAUGAAAUAAUGAAAGAAUUGAUUGCAAGACAAAUUGUUUCUGAUAAAUAG
Molecule: messenger RNA, 1164 nt
Organism: Lottia gigantea (owl limpet)
Lineage: Eukaryota; Metazoa; Mollusca; Gastropoda; Lottiidae
Exons: 1
Coding region: 1-1164 (387 amino acids)
Biological process (GO): carnitine metabolic process, CoA-linked; fatty acid beta-oxidation using acyl-CoA dehydrogenase; long-chain fatty acid catabolic process
Cellular component (GO): mitochondrion
Molecular function (GO): flavin adenine dinucleotide binding; long-chain fatty acyl-CoA dehydrogenase activity
Source: RefSeq, a predicted model, not a curated record